AUGCCAGGAAUGGUCAGUAAAAACCCAGACCUCGAGUUCGACUCUUUGCAGCCCUGUUUCUACCCGGACGAAGAUGAUUUUUAUUUGUGCGGGCCGGACUCCGCUCCCCCCGGGGAGGACAUCUGGAAAAAGUUUGAGCUGCUGCCCACCCCUCCCCUGUCUCCCAAUGAGCUGGUCCGUACGACCACCGCCAUAAACUUGGAUGAAGAUGAGGAGGAAGAGGAUGAAGAAGAAGAAAUUGAUGUUGUGACAGUGGAGAAAAGACGCUCCUCCUCCAACAAGGCUGUUACCACCCUUACUAUUACAGUGCGUCCUAAAAAUACCACUUUUCCAUCAGUCAGGACACAGCAGAAUGAACUGAUUUUAAAGCGUUGUGCACCAAUUCACCAGCAGCAUAAUUAUGCCGCUCCUUCUCCAUACAUGGAGAGUGAAGAUGCUCCACCGCAGAAGAAGUUAAAAACCGAGGUGCCCCGUCCAGUAAAACCCACGAUCCAACCAAAGUCUAAGAGUUCAAGUCCUCGAAACUCUGAUUCAGAGGAUAGUGAACGUCGACGCAACCAUAAUAUCCUAGAGCGUCAACGGCGUAAUGAUCUACGGUCAAGUUUCCUCACAUUAAGGGACCAUGUUCCAGAACUGGUUAAAAAUGAGAAAGCUGCAAAAGUUGUGAUCUUGAAAAAAGCCACUGAAUAUGUUCAUUCCCUUCAGGCAGAGGAGCAGAAAUUGUUGCUAGAAAAGGAAAAAUUGCAAGCCAGACAACAACAAUUGCUAAAGAAAAUAGAAUACAAGCGGACUUGCUAA
Molecule: messenger RNA, 798 nt
Organism: Aptenodytes forsteri (emperor penguin)
Lineage: Eukaryota; Metazoa; Chordata; Aves; Sphenisciformes; Spheniscidae
Gene: MYCN
Product: v-myc avian myelocytomatosis viral oncogene neuroblastoma derived homolog
Exons: 3
Coding region: 1-798 (265 amino acids)
Biological process (GO): regulation of transcription by RNA polymerase II
Molecular function (GO): DNA-binding transcription factor activity, RNA polymerase II-specific; RNA polymerase II cis-regulatory region sequence-specific DNA binding; protein dimerization activity
Source: RefSeq, a predicted model, not a curated record